Aedes albopictus (Asian tiger mosquito) is the source of this 3843-nucleotide messenger RNA. RefSeq lists its product as uncharacterized. NCBI's taxonomy places the organism in Eukaryota, Metazoa, Arthropoda, Insecta, Diptera, Culicidae. The record is from RefSeq and is a predicted model, not a curated record. Bases 1 to 3843 code for a protein of 1280 amino acids. The transcript is spliced from 2 exons.
AUGGCACACAACGGCAGAGACUGCAUGAUGUGUGAAGAUCCGAAUGAUGUCUCGGAUAUGGUCCAAUGCGAUAAAUGUCAGCUGUGGGCUCAUUACACAUGUGUUGGGGUCACAGAGUCCAUUCGAGAACAGGAUUGGAAUUGUAAAAACUGUGCACUUGAGCUGCAAGUUCCGAAUACGAAGAAGAAAACCAAAAGAACUGGUGCGGCGAAAGCAAAAAGUGAUGGUGGAUCCGUACACGGAGAAGAUGACUCAUUGAGUGCAUCCUUACGAAAACUCGAACAAGAGCGGCGAGCAAUGGAAAAGAAGCUAGAAGAGGAAUUAAUCUUGCAGGAGAAGAGAUUGAUUAUGGAGGCGGAAUUAAAAGCAAAACGUCGACAAAGAGAGUUGGAGAUUCAAGAGAAAGUUUUGGCACAAGAACGGGAAUUGAAAAAACGUCAGUUGGCAGAGGAACGUAAAAUGAUGGAACGGCAUCUGGCAGAAGAACGUGCUUACUCGGAAGAACGUAGGCAGUUGCACGAAGCGUUCCAGCGUCAGAGGAACUUGGUAGCGAAAGAAUUCACAAAUCAGGAUACAACCGUGGGAGAAUCCAGCAAGGCUGAAAAGGAGAUGUCCUUUGACAACAAGAUACAAUUCUGGAUGAACAAGCAGGAUCCAAGGACCAAAAAGCCAUUGGAGACUGUCGGUGUACAAAAAAGACUUUCAGGAGUUCCUGUCGAUGAAGACUAUGAAGAAACCGAUGACGAUGAUGAAGAGGAAGUCGACUCGUGUGAGGAAGAAGAAGAAGCCACCGAGGACUCGGAAGAAGAGCGUGAAGAAGUUGUUAAGCCUAAAGGACGAGUAUUGGAACACAGUAGGAAGAAAGAUCGGAAGAAUGGAAACCCACAACAACCUGAAACAUUGUCUUCAGCUCAAAUCGCUGCGCGUCAGGCGAUAUCGAAACACUUGCCGGUGUUUAGAGGCGAACCAGAAGUUUGGCCAAUCUUCAUCAGCAGUUAUGAGUUCACGACGAAGGCCUGUGGAUUUUCCAACCUUGAUAAUCUUAAACGACUACAGGAUAGCUUGCAAGGGAACGCUUUGGAAGCCGUGCGAAGCAGGUUGGUCCUUCCAAAUUCCGUACCAGACGUCAUUGAAGAUCUUCGCCGUUUAUUUGGAAAGCCGGAGAAGCUCCUGAAAACUUUGCUAUCCAAGGUUCGUAACUCCACGGCUCCCAGAGCCGACCGCCUCGAGACCUUUAUCCAGUUUGGGCUUACCGUUAAACAACUUUGCGAUCACCUGGAGGCCGCAAAACUCAAAGAGCAUCUUAGCAACCCGAUGCUAGUCCAGGAACUAGUCGAUAAGCUGCCACCGGACUACAAGCUCGACUGGGUGCGGUUUAAGAGAGGAAAGAAGGGAACGCCACUUCGAAUGUUCACCAACUUCAUGAACGAUAUCGUUUCGGAUAUAUCUGAGGUGUCGGAGUUCUCGUCUAUCGAGUUGGGAGAAUCGUCGUCGUCAAGCUUGUUCAACAAAGGAAAACCUCGGCGCAAAGAGUUUAUCCACGUCCAUGAAGCUGUUCACAAUCAAAACGAAUACCAUCUGGGGGCGAUCGGCGAAGCGAAAGAAAUGAAGCCAUGCUGGGUGUGUAAGCGGACUGACCACAAACUAAGAUUCUGCGAUGACUUCAAAAAGUUGAAGGUGGCUGAACGUUUGAAGGUAGUGGAUCAGAACAAACUCUGUAUGCUUUGUCUGAACAAUCACGGGAAGAGCCCGUGUAACUUUAAGGUCCGUUGCGCUAUCCAAGGCUGCCAAGGAGGACAUCAUACGUUAUUGCAUCGAGCCGAAGCUGCCGUCCAACACUCGAAGGUGGAGUGUAACGCACACAGCCAGCGGCAUCGAACUGUCAUCUUUCGCAUGAUUCCAGUUACUAUCCACUACGGGAAUCGUGCAUUUGAUACGUUGGCCUUUUUCGAUGAAGGUUCGUCGUCAACACUUGUCGAGGAGUCGGUGGCAAACUUCCUAGGCGCCGACGGAUGUGUCGAACCGUUGGUAGUCACAUGGACUGGAAAUGUUAAACGAUACGAAAAUACAUCGCGAAAAGUGGACCUUAUGUUAUCUGCUAGAGGAUCACAUGAAACAGUUCCGCUGUUAAAUGCCCACACAGUUGGGGAACUAAAACUGCCGCAGCAAAGUCUGCUGGGGGAUGAAAUUGCAGAUAAAUACCCUCAUCUUCAAGACGUGUCUGUUGAAAGCUACCCAUGGUCCGAACCCGGUAUAAUCGUUGGCCUAGACAAUUUACAUUCCUUUGCUCCACUGGAAUCCCGUGUUGGUCAGCCUGGAGAACCCAUCGCAGUGCGGACUAAACUAGGAUGGAUGGUAUAUGGACCCGAACGCCAUAUCCCUGCUGCAGAAAUUCGUUUGAACUUCCACUCGCACGAACCUAUCAGCAACGAAAGCCUUCACGAUCUUCUUCGAAUUCAAUACGUUUUGGAUGAUACUAACCCUAGCUCCAUCGGCUCGUUGGAGUCAUCCGAAGAUCAAAGAGCGCGCCAAAUCCUUCAAUCAACCACGAUCAGAAAAGGAGAUAGGUUUGAAACCGGACUCUUGUGGCGAGACGACGUGCGCCGAUUUCCGGAUAGCUUUCCGAUGGCGAUACGGAGAUUGAAGGCGUUGGAAAGAAAGUUGGACAGCAAUCCAGAACUAUUUCGCAAUGUUCAUCAGCAGGUUAGAGACUACGUUGCAAAAGGGUACGCACAUAAAGCCACGGAAGAAGACCUUUCGGAAUCAAACCGAGGGAAGAUAUGGUACCUCCCGUUGAAUGUAGUGCUGAAUCCCAGAAAACCUGGCAAGGUUCGCCUUGUGUGGGAUGCAGCAGCGACCGUUAAUGGGAUUUCUUUGAAUAGUGAACUUCUGUCUGGUCCGGACCUGCUGCAAUCUCUUCCGGCGGUUAUCAAUAGCUUCCGUGAGCGUAGAAUUGCUUUCGGAGCUGAUAUACAAGAAAUGUAUCAUCAGAUACGCAUUCGCUCCGAGGACAAAUCAGCCCAAAGGUUUCUCUUUCGUUCAAAGCCUACUGACGAACCAGAAGUCUAUGUUAUGGAUGUGGCCACCUUUGGGGCAACAUGCUCCCCGUGCUCCGCUCAAUUCAUCAAAAACCUGAACGCAGCUGAAUACGCGGAAGAAUUCCCAGAGGCUGCUGUGGCCAUAGUUAAAAAUCAUUAUGUAGACGAUUACUAUGACAGUGCGGACUCUAUUGACGAAGCUGUAAAAAUUGCCAGCGAUGUGAAAUUUGUCCAUUCACGUGGAGGUUUCCACAUAAGGAACUGGGUAUCCAACUCCCCCGAGUUCCUACAAGUUAUGGGCGGUUCUUCUGAUAAUCCCAAUAUUCACUUCAAUCGAGAUAAAAGCACAUUGUUCGAGAGAGUAUUGGGAAUCAUCUGGAAUCCGAUGGAAGACGUUUUCUGCUUCUCAACUACUGUGCGAGAGGAUUAUCAACCAGUGCUGCAGGGAAUUGAGCGACCGACGAAAAGAAUAGUGCUCAGUUGCGUGAUGUCUAUGUUUGAUCCUCAAGGACUGCUCUCACCAUUCACGGUAUUUGGAAGGAUGCUGAUUCAAGAUUUAUGGAGGACUGGCUGUGACUGGGACGACGCCUUGGACAACGAUUCGAACGAAAAAUGGUUACGUUGGACAAAUGCUCUGCCUCUAAUUGCCAAGAUAAAGAUUCAACGCAGCUAUUUCGGAGACGCUAAGUUCGAAGAAAUCGAGAACAUUCAACUUCAUAUACUGACGGACGCGAUUUCGUUGGGGUUGACUACCUUGGCCCUGUCACGGUUACAGUUGGUCGACGCUGCGAAAAACGGUGGAUAG